AUGUUUCCUUCAGCUGAGGAAAAUCAAAAGUUAGAUAUUGUUGGGUUUGAGUUUUCUUAUGGGUCAGAAUCUGAUGAUGAUUUUGAGGAUGUGAGACAGCCAAGGGUAGAUGUUGACAAGACUGGUAGUUCUAGAGUUGAGAAAAAAGCUACUAUAAGUCUAGCUGUGUUGGAUGAGCUUAAAGAUUCGGUGUUGGGGCUUGUAGUUAGGCAAGUUGGAUUGGAGUGUGUUUUGAAAGAAUUUCAUAAGGAAGUUGAUGAAAAAUUUGCAUUACUUGAGGAAAAUUUGAAGGGUUACAUUGAUCGUAAAGGUAGAGAGGAUUUAACUUUUUAUUUUGAUACGAAGUUUUCAGAAUUGAAAGAUUUAAUUAAAGAUAGUAUUGCGAAUGUUGUACCACAGAGUAAUGAAGAUGACGAUGAGGAUGAUGGUGGUGGUGGUGGCGUUGGUAGUCCCCGUAACCUAGAUGACAUUAGUGAUGAUGUUGAGCUUACUGUUAAGAGGGAUGCUGAAGAUGCUGGUGAUGUGAAGGAUGGCGAAGAUUGUGUUGGUGGUGACGGUGAUGUUUAUAAGGUCUGGAAAUUAAAAAACAUUUCUGAGAUGUCUGUGAAAGAAGUUGAUAGUCAAGAUUUUGCUGGUUUAUCUUCUUUGGAAAAGGAUAUGCCAAAUUUUGACAUAUUGGGUGGACUUGAGGGAAUUGCUAAGAAGGUUAGUGCGGGUACCGAUGAUGGUUUUUCAGAAUCUGUGAUGGCUGUUAUAAAUCAGGAGGUGGAUGAUGACAAGAUUAAGGUUUGUGAAUCUCCGAAAUCAAAGAGGGCUCAUAAGCCUAGUCUGGUUUUACAGAGUCCUUACAGAAAUGAUUUUGGGUCUUCUGGUAGUAAUGAAAAGACGAAGAAAAAGAAUGUUAAAGGUCUAUAUCCGUUUAAUUCUGGGUUGUUUGAUCCUCCGCACGAACUUCAACAAAAGGCAUUUGAUGAGUGGUUAUGUGUUGGGUUCAAGGAUGAGAAUAAGAAGAAGAAGUUUGUUCAAGGGAAUAAUCUUUUUAGUCCUGCUUUAGAUUUUUGCAUUGAUAGUGUUCAGGACAAGUGGUUGUUUUAUGAUCUUUUGACCCCUAGGAGGUGCCUUAGUGACUCGCAUAUGGAUGUAAUAUUUUACUACUUGCGAAAGAAGUUGAAGUAUGAUUCUAAUGUUGCAGUGUCUGCAACAACCACAGAUUAUCAUUUCUGUUUUAAGGUGGUUGAAUUGUAUGAUAAGUUUGUCAAGUCUGGAAACAAGAUUGAUGUUGUCCCUAAGAGUAACAUUGUUACUGAAUACAUGAGUGGGUAUUACAUGUGUCUCAAUGUUUAUAAUUCCUUAGGGUCUAGACAUGAGUUGGACAGGAAAACAGCUGGUUAUGUCAAGCCAUUUGCAGUGGUGUUGCCUAUAUGUUUGUCAUUCAUUGACUAUUACAGUAGGAGGAUGGAUAUUGACACAAGCCAAGGAUUUUUUAAAGGGAAAAAGGAGGAGGACAUGCUUGAUGUUUUUGUUGUUACUAAGUUACCUCAGCAAGUAGACAAUGAUUGUGGCUUGUUCGUGGCUAAGUAUGCUGAUUUCUUUAUUCAUGGAUGUAUUGACAAACUUCCAAAUCCUCUAGAUGUGGGGUUUUUUAGGAGGAAGCUCGUUGUUGAGUUGUAUGUUCAUGCCAAGAAGAAGCUGUUGAAUGAUUAUGAUUCUGAGUCUGAGUUUCCUGGAGGAUUCCAAAAGCUUGACUGGAUUGAAGGGGUUUUUGCAGUUUUAUACCUUUGUUUCUUUGGCCUUCCUGCUGGUCUCUUGUAUAUUGGUGGCAAUACUUGUAGUUGUUUGAUGUUAUCAGGCAAGUCCCAUGUCUUUGGGUCACCUAUUGGUAACACAGAACCUUCAUAUGUUGCAAGAAAUGCUUCUUUUGGCCAUUGCAUGAGAACAUGGCAUUUUAUCAUACUGAAAUCAUUGACACGUGCAUGUUCUGUUUUGGAUAUCCACAAUAUAGGAGUUUUGCAAUUCUUUUACUGUGUAUAUGACAAGAUUGGAUGUUUGCACAUGUGA
Messenger RNA from Cannabis sativa, 2058 nucleotides. RefSeq lists its product as uncharacterized. Gene Ontology annotation, molecular function: cysteine-type peptidase activity. Gene Ontology annotation, biological process: proteolysis. The transcript has 13 exons. NCBI's taxonomy places the organism in Eukaryota, Viridiplantae, Streptophyta, Magnoliopsida, Rosales, Cannabaceae. The record is from RefSeq and is a predicted model, not a curated record. Bases 1 to 2058 code for a protein of 685 amino acids.